Molecule: messenger RNA, 6496 nt
Organism: Psammomys obesus (fat sand rat)
Lineage: Eukaryota; Metazoa; Chordata; Mammalia; Rodentia; Muridae
Gene: Znrf2
Product: zinc and ring finger 2
Exons: 6
Coding region: 371-922 (183 amino acids)
Source: RefSeq, a predicted model, not a curated record
GGGACCCAAUCUCUGCGCUGCGCCUCUGCCGGGCCGCGGCUCGUCCUGUGCGGGCCGCAAGGCGACUGUUGCCGGGGCGCGCGCCGCCCGUUCCUCUUUCCCGUUGCGAGCGGCUAGCGCGUAGGGAGGCGGCUCCCAGAACGGCCGGGCGCCUCCCACUCUCCGAGCCGCCGGGGAGCCGGAGGAUGGCGGCGGUGGCGGCGGCCGCCCGGGAGGAGGCGGUGCGGAGGCCGCGGACCGCGGCAGCGAGCGGCAGCGGCCCGUCGCGGCGGCCCGGCAGCGACCGCGUCCGCACGGCCACCUGAGCAGCAGCCGCGAGCUGCGUCCCGCCCGCCUCGCUCGCUCGCUCGCGGCCCGGGGCGGCGCGGACAUGGGCGCCAAGCAGAGCGGCCCCGCCGCCAACGGCCGCACCCGCGCCUACUCGGGCUCGGACCUGCCCGGCGGGGCGGUGGGCAGCGCGGCGAGCGGCCGCGCGGCGCAGUCGGCCUUCAGCAUCCCCAGCGGCGGCGGCGGCCCGUACGGCUCGCAGGACUCGGUGCACAGCAGCCCGGAGGACGGCGGAGGCGCCAGGGACCGGGACCGGCCGGCGGGCGGGGGCCCCGGCGGGCCGCGCCUGGUGAUCGGCUCUCUCCCUGCCCACCUCUCCCCGCACUUGUUUGGAGGAUUUAAAUGCCCGGUGUGCUCAAAAUUUGUACCCUCAGAUGAAAUGGAUUUGCAUCUUGUGAUGUGUUUAACAAAGCCAAGAAUAACCUAUAAUGAGGAUGUGCUGAGUAAAGACGCAGGUGAAUGUGCAAUAUGCCUUGAAGAACUGCAGCAGGGAGACACCAUAGCACGGCUACCUUGCCUGUGUAUAUAUCAUAAAGGCUGCAUAGAUGAAUGGUUUGAAGUAAAUAGAUCUUGUCCAGAGCACCCUUCAGAUUAAGCGCAUCAGAUUCCUGUGUUAUGGGUUUUCUUGUCUUUUCAAGAUGCUUGAGAAAUCUAGAAGAUUUGAAGAUCGAACUCUGGAAAAAAUGAGAACUGCAGGCUUAUUCAGCCAGGAUCUGAGUUCUGUGACACAUGGUUGUCCAGAAAGGGACAAGAAGCACAGAACUCAGUGUACCAAACUUGCAUAUAAGGGACACACAGGGAUUUUGAAAAUGCUGCACAUCCUGGACUAGUCACUGCAUAGAUGACACUGAUAAACAUUUUGUAUUCAGACGCCAAAGUUAACUAAUUGCAAAGUUGAUUUACUUUUUAUUAAGUUCUGUAGAGCUGCUGUUUUAAUGUAUUUGGGUUUUUUUGGUGUGUGUGUGUUUUUUUUUUAAGUUUGGGGAGUUUUCAUUUUCCCCAACAUAAUGUUUCUACAUUUACCUAUUCUUACCUUGAAAACCACACAAUUUAGUUCUUACAAACUCUUCAGUGUGAAACCAAGAAAUGUAAUCAAAGCAGUGUAAUAUUCUGUGAAUGGAGAGUAUAAUCUCAAGUUCUUCCAUUCCCCCCCCCCCCCCGGGCCAUGUAUGAAAAAUAGGUUUCUGGGUAGGAGAGCUAAAAUAUGUUAGUAGUUUGAAUUAAAGGUUUAAUAUUAUAAAAAUGCCAUCCAAAGAGUAAAUCAAGUUACAUAAUUACAUUUGGUUAAUUAAAUGUCGAACAGUCUACUGAACUGCAGUUUCUGAAAUACAUUGUUUCUUCUGAAAUAAAACUGUGCAAUAGCUUGUUAGCAGUGACCAUCUUGCAGCUAUGCAACUUUGAAAAGUCCAGAUUUGCAGGUCUCAGUGCUGGGGCCGAAGUGACUCUGUCCUAACAGGUAUUUUGUUCCUUUCAUGUAAUUACUUCAUUGUGCUUUGCAUUUCCAGGCAGUUUUCCCAUGUUUGGGUAAAAUGUUUAGCAAGUUGUAAACUUAAUACCUUAUGAAAAGGGUGAAAUAAACACUUCUGCAGUGGGACUUGGAGUAAUUUGAGGGACAUUUUAUAUACUUUUAAAAAUCAGAAUUUAAUUGGGAUGCCAGAUUUCUAGCAACUUGUAUCUUUAGUUUUCCAGAUAAUCUGGAAGUUAGCAUUUGAUAAAUGAUUUUUUAAGCAAAUAUAAAAAUUUUGUUAAUUUAUAAUUUAUUAAUGUGUUGUUACUGUAAUUGAAAAUGUUGUGGAUACUUUUAAAUUCAGUCUUUGUAGAAAGAACUGUAAUAAGCAAAAUUAUGUGAAUAAAUACUCCCCCAAAAUACAUCUGAUGGUUAAGAAUACUGGAAGAGAACUGUCAGGGCUCCAACAGUGAAUGUCUUCUUAAAUAAGUAUGAAAAUACCAAUAAGUAGAUUUCACAUUUGGUUUCCUAGGGAGGGUGUUGCUUCUCUGGUCUAGUCAGCUGCAUAGUCCUGUGUCCUGAGCUGCUGCACUGAGGUGUUGAAGUGUGUGCUUCUCUGAUGCUGCUACUCUCACACUCUGAUUUGUUCCCUGGCCCUGUGGCCUCUGCUCCCUCCUGUACAGAAGGGCGGGUGCAGGAGCACUGCUGCUGUGGUGGGGUGGGCUGGGGGUUGUCCUGCGAUGAAAAGAGCUUGCACUGCUUCCCUAUGGUCGUAAGCUAGGUACUGCUUCCCUUCAGAGACUGCUGCGGAUUACCUGUUCUGGUCCGUGGCCAGACAGCAUGUAACAGUUUGCAGCACAGCUCUGUAGGGCUUCUUUUCAGCCAGUUGUAGGAAGUUCUCUUCCUUCAAGAGAAAUAUUUUUCCUUAAUUUCUUUUCUGUUAAUACACAAUCUGAAUCCACUUUUGUAAGCUUUUGUCUCCCCCCCCCCCUCAGUUUUUCUCCCAGGAAGAGCUCUUAGAAUGUGAACAAUCACUUUGCUUUCUACUGUUGGUGUGUUGCAUGGUAAGAAUUACUUCUGCUGUCUUCCCUUCUUGGAGAGCAGCUGUGGUAGCUAAUGUGUAGACUCCACUGGACGGUGACCUGCUUUUUGCCAAGCUCAACUUCUUGGAGUCUCAGCCUAAGUUUGCCCUUUGCACACACUGUCCUCCAGCAGUCUUCACGGCCUCUGUGGGGAUGGGCGCAGACUGUGCUUGUCUGGACAGGAUUUACUGAAGCCUACUCAAACAGCUUGUUGGGGUUUUUGUUGUUGUUGUUUUGGUCAAAUUUUAUAAAGUUGGUGUUUUUACUUUAAAUUCUGUCUGCAAUAAUUUCCUAAAAAGAAUAAUUAGAAGAAAAGAGAGGAGCGCAGAUGUUCGAUCAGUGAUACUUUCUGUAGCACUGCUUAUAAUAUUAGUCUGUAUGCAGACAUGAAUAGCAUCAGCCAUAAAAUGAUAGACUAUUCAGCUGAAACUACUGACAAAUAUUACGGAGGUGGACUAAAAAUUGAAAGCCUCCGUUAUCCAGCUGGUCAUAACCUUCUAGAAUCUUUGUAAAUACUCUUCAAAUAAGGUCACACAUGUGUAGAGAAUGAAAUACAUGCUUGGAUUUCUCUAGUGCCACUCUGUCCAUAGUAAAUUUAUUGCCAAUUUUUAAUUCUACUUUAAUCUGUUUUUUUUAAUUCCCUCUCUGCCAGUAUAUUUAAGAGAAGCACUAUUCUCUUUAUAAAAUUAUUCUCUUUCUUAGGCUCCUCUUUAGAGAAACAGAUGUAAUGUAUUUCCAACCUAGUUAUAAAUCAGACUGUAAGAUUCUUAUAUAAGCAGUGGUUUUACCUGACUUUUGUGUAUGUGAUAGCAGAAACCACAGUGGAAAAGUCCUAUUGACUGUUGGAGAAUAUAGGUUUGGGCUUUCCAGUACAAGUCUUCUGUAUCUUAAAUGUUACAUGAUUAUUUCAGUUUCCAUUUAGAUACUAGAAUGCAGCCCAGAGCAACCAACGACCAUCCUUAGCAUAUCUGCAGUGUGCACAGCAAAGUUUUUUUUUUUCCCCCACUUCAGUGAGUUGCCAGAAAUGGUGGACUCCUUUCCAGAGCACAUUCUUCUACACUGUGUUUUUAAGUCUGGGUAUGGUGAGGUUUCAGAGUACUCAUUUCCCACCGGACAUGGUGACUCAUACCAACGCUCAGGAAACUGAAGCAGGAGGAUUGCCACAGGUCCAGGCUAGCCUAGGCUACAAAGUGAGUUCUAGGCUAGACUAUCUUAAAAAAAAAAAAGAAUACUUUUAAUAUGUUACAGCAAGACAUAGGCAUAUUCCUUUUAGUGAAAAUGAUUAUGGAUUCAGUGUAAAUAGUACCUGCUUUUCUGUAUUGACUUGAGUGAAGUAAGGGGAUUUUCCCAACAGUAAGCUAAAGGUGAACAAAGUGUGGAACUUAAAAUUCAGGGAUGGUUGCGUUCAUUUGCCACUGACGACAGCCUCGCUGUGUGUUAACCAUGUGAUCCAGACAACCUUCCUCUUCACAGAGGAGGUUCCCCUCUAAACCAGAUCAUCAGGAACAUAGAGUGACUUAGAGGCAAGUGGUGCUGUUGUCACAAGCGCCAUUUGCUGGUUGUGGGGCUCUGGUGCAUUCAGCCAUUUUUCUGUGGGUUUGGGGUAAAGGAAUAUUGAGAAAUAAAACAUGAAAUGCCCCUUUGUUACUCACUAUACAGAUAUUUUAACUUGACUUUAGAAAUUGUAGCAUGUCAGUACUUUGAAGUCCAUUCUCCUAUUUUUUUCUAAAGUGUGUAACUUGUAAUAUUUUUGUAGCCAUGUGAUACAGCUUAAUUACCUUACCUGUUUCACUCUCUGCUCUUUCUCCUUUCCACAUCUCCUCUGAGUCUGAGUGGCUGCUUCUUGGUGUUCUGAUAGUGAUUCACAUUCUGAAAUCAUCCACAAAACAUUUCUGGUGAUAAUACUUUAUAGUAUUAUCUGGUGCCCAACUAAUACUUUAUGCCGUGUUCUGUAAAUGCUGUGCUUAAGCUAGGAAACAGACUUUUUUUUUUUAAAAUCAGAGUUCUGUCUUGGAUGGAAAAUUCCUGAUAUUCUAAGUCUGUUGACUUUCUGUGGGAAAAAAAAAAACUACCUUGAACACCAGAAAUCUUACUAGUAGUUUCAGUUUAACAUGCACUGUCACCGUCCUCACAGGAUAUUCAAACUAUUCACAAGUUUUGACCAGUGGCUGAUAAUAAGGAAGAUUUUUUUUUCUGGUCUUUUUGUUUAUAGAAAAGCAAAGAACAGUGUGGCAUAAUUAAUUAAAAAAUGUGAUACUGUAGCAUUUAUUAAUAAUGUAUGUGUUUCUUAGCUCUGCCCCUGGGCCAUAAGGAUCUCAAGAUUGGACAUGAGAAGUAACAGUUCUCUUAGGACUGAUUGCCCAUGCCUGCCAUUUCUGAUGUUGGAGUUGACAUGUACUGACUGAUUGCCCAUGCCUGCCAUUUCUGAUGUUGGAGUUGACAUGUACUGAUGAAACUGAACAACUACACCUGUGUUUGUUAGCAGUAACUGUGGUACCAGAAAUGUUUCCUCUGUUAGCCAAGCUUGUGCAUAUAUGAUAUCCCAGCACCCGAGAUGUUGAGGCAGAGCAGAAGAUCACAAGUUUGAAGCCAGCCUGGGCUACACCGUGAGUUUGAGACCAGUCUGAACUACAAAGUGAGAGCUUGUCUCAAAGUUUGACUGAGGUCAUGUUAGUGUUUGGGUAUAUAUAGUAUGGUUAAGACAUUCUGGUCUAGGAAGAAACAACAUGAACACUGGACUUGAUAGCACUGAUUAACAGUUUGUUGCAUUUCUUUGCAGAUGACUUGUUAUGUGGAUUUCUUUGCUUGAAAAUCACAAUAUUUACCUCUUGAUUUAUUUGUGGUUUCCACAACUCUUCUAUAAUACCUCUCAGUUUCCUCUAUUAGAAAGUAUUUUGUUCUUGUUAAACAAGGCCCUGAAGGCAUUGAUCAUAAGAAAUAAGAGAAAAUGUAUUAGGAACAACCUGUAUUAGUAUGUUCUAAACAGAAACCGAACAAUUCAUUGCUAUUUUAAUAAAUAAAAUUUCCAAAUGAUCUCAUUAAAUUCUCCUGUUCUUUAGAAGUAGAAAAUAAGAGUGCUCUCAAGGGAAGUUGUCAUAUCUCCUACCUUAUGUCUUUUAGUGGACAGUGUAUUACAAUAAAACAAAUAUUUGGAUAAUGAAAAGUUGCCAUGCUACAAUUGAUAUUGACCUCUUUAUUUUUUUAUACCCAUGAUGACAAAGAUAGAUAUAAAAUUGUGAAAAUUUCUUAAUAGCUUAUGGUAAUGGACAACGGGGUUUUGUAUUUCUUUGACUGUAAGUGAAGAUAUACUCUGAAAUACCUGAUGUAAACCUGCUAGUGUUAUCAUUGAAAUAUAGCUGGAGCACUAAGCGUUGGGAAGGAUGUUGAACGGUUACGCACUCACACUUUCUGGCUUCAUUUGUUUCACAACUUGCCUUUACUUUUGGAAGCAGUUUUCAAGAUGUAAGCAUGAUUGGGUUCUGUAGUAUGAUUAAGAAGCUAGGCUUUUGGGAUAGGUCUCCUCUCUCUGGCCCUGGGUUUUAUUCUCUGUGCCUUGUCUUAGUCUUGUAUUAAGCAAGAAGGUAUGUAUAUGCAAAGCCAGAUAAUGUGGUAUACAUAAAUGUUGAUAUGAAAAACAAUA